Molecule: messenger RNA, 3408 nt
Organism: Linum tenue
Lineage: Eukaryota; Viridiplantae; Streptophyta; Magnoliopsida; Malpighiales; Linaceae
Source: the annotation of a GenBank genome assembly
AAACCAGAGAGAGUGAUCGUUAUUUACCAAAGAUGAUUUCUUCGUAUUCUUCUGGAGGUGGGUGGGUAUUUGCGGCUGCAGUAGUCGUAGCACUUCUUCAACAGUUGUGCUUCCUCACUACUACUACAGCGGUGGCCUCUAGAAUCAUUCUGAGCAAUGAGACCGAUCGCAUGGCGUUGUUGGAGUUCAAGUCCAAGAUUCUCGGUGAUCCUUUGGGGGCUCUGAGCUCGUGGAAUGAUUCCACUCACUUCUGUCGUUGGUACGGCGUGUCUUGUUCCAAAAGACACCUUGGGAGAGUCCAGGUCCUCGAUCUUCAUUCCGAGAAACUCUCGGGGUCCAUCUCCCCACAUAUUGGCAAUCUCAGCUUCCUGAAAAAGUUGGUUCUUCUCAACAACAGUUUGAGCGGAGGAAUUCCAUCUGAAAUCGGCCGCCUCCGUAGAUUGCAUGAGCUCAGAAUCUCCGAAAACUCGCUCGAGGGUGAGAUCCCAUCUAACAUCUCAGGAUGCUCUGUCCUUACUAUAUUCAAUGUAUCACGAAACAAAUUGGCGGGACAGCUACCAUGGCAGCUUGGAUCCUUGAGCAAACUCCAAUUUUUUGCUGGAGCAUACAACAAUCUAACAGGAAGCAUCCCCCACUCUUUUGGCAAUUUGUCAUCUCUGGUGAAAUUCCACGUAGUAAACAACCAUUUGAGUGGGAGAAUUCCUGAUUCUCUUGGCCAAUUGAAGAGUGUUCUAAUCUUGAAUAUGGUUAUCAACAACUUACAUGGUGAGAUCCCUGCUUCCAUUUUCAAUCUCUCUUCCCUUUUAACUCUAGCCUUUGGAUUCAACCAGCUCCACGGCAGUCUUCCCAAAAACUUGGGAAUAUCACUUCCGAAUCUUCAAUGGUUAGAUGUGACUGACAACCAAUUUAGUGGCAGUGUUCCAGCUUCCUUAUCCAAUGCCUCCAAUUUGGUUAUACUACAACUGGCCGUCAAUAAUUUUACCGGUAGCAUGCCUAGUAUGAGGAGCUCUCACAAACUUGUGAACUUAAUCAUAGACGGAAACUCUCUUGGAAGUGUAAAAGCUAACGAUUUGAGUUUCCUCUCCUCUUUGACUAAUGUUAGUAGCUUGAAAGUAGUGGAAAUUUACAAGAAUUACUUUGGAGGCAGUUUACCGGAACAAAUUGGCAACUUGUCAAAAAAUUUGGAGACGUUGAAUGUUGCUUCUAAUGCAUUGGAAGGAAGCAUUCCAAGUGGGGUACAAAAUCUCGUCAACCUGCAAUGGUUGGAUGCAAGAAACAACAAACUUACAGGUACCAUCCCGUCCGUCAUCGGGAACAUGCAAGCUCUGCGACUAUUGAAUCUGAGGGGAAAUAGAAUUUCAGGAUCUAUUCCACCAACGUUUGGUAACCUGACCGAGUUGAUUGAUUUAGAUCUAGAUGAAAACAAUCUAUGGGGUGAAAUUCCUCUUGGGUUUGAGAAUUGUCGAAAUUUGCUAUAUGUGGAGCUCGCAUACAACAACCUAAGUGGUGUGAUUCCCCCACAAAUCGUGAUGAGUUCUUCCUCGUUAAUCUACUUAAACUUGUCUCAUAAUCAUCUCAUCGGUGCCCUUCCGGCCGAAGUGGGAGGACUUGUCAAUUUGGAGAUAUUGGAUCUGUCUCAUAACAUGUUGUCAGGUGAAAUACCAACUUCUCUCGGUAGUUGUGCAGUAUUGGGGUCACUGUACUUGCAAGACAAUCUUUUGCAAGGAAUCAUUCCUUCUUCUCUUGGUUCACUGAGAGGUAUUGAAGUACUGGACAUCUCCAGUAAUAACUUAUCUGGUCAAAUUCCAAAAUCUUUUGAAGAGAUGAAGCUAUUACAGCUUUUGAAUCUAUCUUACAACAAUCUCGAGGGUGAAGUGCCAUCGAGUGGAGUCUUUUGGAAUGACAGCAUCAUUUCAGUCGUCGGAAAUGACAAGCUCUGUGGUGGCAUGGCUGAACUUAACCUUCCACAUUGUAGCUUCAAACAAAAAAAAAAGACACUAUUGAGCCAUAAGUCGAUCAAGAUUGUCGUAUUGGUAGUCACGGGUCUAUUGUGUUUGGCAUUCAUGGGUUCUUGCUUGCUUAUCUUUUGGUUCAUGAAGAGAGGGAAACAAGAUGCACUUUCCGUUGAUGAUUCACAGCUGAUAUUGUCCUACUAUGACCUCCAUAAAGCUACAGAUGGUUUCUCCGCGACAAAUCUUAUUGGAGUGGGAAGCUUUGGUUCCGUGUAUAAAGGAUUCAUUGAAGCAAAUGGGAUUGGAAGCACUAUCGCUGUGAAGGUGUUCAACCUUCAGCGCAACGGAGCUUCCAGGAGUUUUAUGGCAGAAUGUGCGGCUUUGAAGAACAUCAGGCACCGAAAUCUUUUGAGGAUACUCACAGUGUGUUCAGGCGUUGAUUAUCAAAUGGAUGACUUCAAGGCUCUCAUCUACGAGUUCUUGGCCAAUGGUAGUCUGGAAGAAUGGUUGCAUCCAGUGGGAAGUAGUAUAGAUGAGCCUCCAAGAAUCUUGAGUUUCCUCCAGAGGCUAAACGUCGCUAUAGAUGUUGCUACUGCAAUGGAUUAUCUUCACCAUCAAUCUGGAACGCCUAUUGUUCAUUGCGACCUGAAGCCGAACAAUGUGCUUCUUGACAUGGACAUGGUAGCCCAUGUUGGUGAUUUUGGGUUGGCAAGAUUCCUUCAAACAGUUGUUGAUCCCUCUCCACCAGACCAUGCAUCAAGCUCCAUUGGUGUAAAGGGAACAGUUGGCUAUGCACCCCCUGAAUAUGGUAUGGGAAAUAAAGUCUCGAUACAAGGUGAUGUCUACAGCUACGGAGUUCUCUUGCUUGAGAUUUUCACUGGAAGGCGACCGACAAAUGAGAUUUUCAAGAAUGGCCUGAGUCUACAUGGUUUUGUUGGAAAUGCUCUAUCAGAAAAGCUAAUAGCAAAAGUUGUGGAUCCUAUUCUUCUCAAUGAGCUAUCACUUGGCCAAGCAACCCAUUCCUACGUCAAUAGUAGCAGUAACAACUCAGAGGAAGCCAACUACAACAAAAGCCACAUACUAGAGGAGGCUCUCAUCUCCAUUCUCGAAAUAGGUGUUGCUUGUUCUCCAGACUCCCCGGAUGAGAGGAUUAGCAUGAGUGAGGUUGUAACUAGACUUGUCUCUUUGAAAAGGUUGCUUCGUGAUAAACUUGCUCGAAGACGAAUGGGCGGGAGGUGAUGAUUAGCUUGCUUUGAUUGACAACUUUGAUAUAGGUGCUUAUUCAUAUGGAUGCUUUUUUCUGGAUUUAAAGAAUGUAUUUUGAGUCAUAUCAAGAUUGUAUGAAUUCAAAAUAAAGUUGAGUGUUUAACUCGUUUAACUGUUAGCGUACAACGACAACAGAUCGAGCUACGUACAUCUAGUUUAAACAUAGUGAGAUAUUACCCAUUCUUGUUCU